GUUCGGCGUUGUGACUGUCGUAGAGUCAGUGGCUAACAGUAAACAGCGAUUUUUUGGCUGAAGGUUUCUUGUGAACGGAGUCGUUUCUGUUCACUUUGAGUGGUUGAGCAACAGCUAAUUAAGAUGGCGGAAAAAUUUGAUAAUCUGGAGGAGCAUCUGGAGAAAUUUAUCGAGAAUAUUCGACAGUUGGGAAUCAUCGUUAGCGACUUCCAGCCUAGCAGCCAAGCAGGACUCAACCAAAAACUAAAUUUCAUGAUAUCUGGACUACAGGACAUCGAGAAGUGCCGUCAGCAGCUUCAUGAGAUCAACGUACCGCUGGAGGUGUUUGAAUACAUUGAUCAAGGUCGAAACCCUCAGCUGUACACCAAGGAAUGUCUGGAGAGAGCCUUGGCGAGGAACGAGCAGGUCAAAGGCAAAAUUGACACCAUGACGAAAUUCAAGAGUCUUCUAAUCUCCGAGCUCAGCAAAGUAUUUCCAGAGGAGAUGUCCAAGUAUAAGGCUAUACACGGUGAAGACGCUCCCUCCUAGUGACUGCUGCACAAUGACCCCUGACCUUCAACCUGUGACCCUUGAAAUGAAAGCCUAAAUGGAGUUUGACCGAUCAGGAUCCUCUGUGGUCGCCAGCAGAAUAUGAUAAUAAUAAUUCUUAUUUUCCCCUAAUGUUGUGAUGCUGUUGCUGACUAGUACCCUGAGGGACCCUGACUCAGCAAUUCCUCGCCUUUUCUUACAUUUAAAUUUCAUUUAAAGAAAAACAAAACCACAGCAUGGGAGAAGCAGGGAGGAGAAACAAAUAAUUUUAAGUUGCCAGGGGACACAUUUAAUGUCCCUGCUAAUGCAUGGACACUGAGUACGCAGCAGAAGCAAUUUCUACAACUCCCCAUUGUACAGAAGAAAAUGUUCAAGAGCUAAAAGGCACCUGUCUGAUUCUGCAUUAAGGAAUUUACUCCAUCAGUUGUACAUACAGUAUAUUUAUACUCUUUCACUCUACCUUUUGUAAUGCUUCCUAAUCAUUGUGCAACAUACGUUUUUACCACACGGUUCAUGACAUUUUGUAUCAAGCUCAGGUUUCUAAUGGCCAAGAUUAUCGAAUGCAAAUGUUAUUUGGUGGUAAUUCUUUGCCUGAUCACUGGACAUGGUCAGAAAUUAGUCUGCUCUUUAUUUGUAACUUGUUUGUAUUAUAAUUUUUGUUAUUAAAUGAUCCUUGUUGGACUGA
This is a messenger RNA of Morone saxatilis (striped sea-bass), 1213 nucleotides long. RefSeq names its product mediator complex subunit 10 (gene med10). The coding region runs from base 124 to 528 and encodes 134 amino acids. Gene Ontology annotation, molecular function: transcription coregulator activity. Gene Ontology annotation, cellular component: chromatin; mediator complex. Lineage: Eukaryota; Metazoa; Chordata; Actinopteri; Moronidae. The record is from RefSeq and is a predicted model, not a curated record. Gene Ontology annotation, biological process: positive regulation of transcription by RNA polymerase II. The transcript is spliced from 4 exons.